Messenger RNA from Penicillium verhagenii, 693 nucleotides. It is a transcript of the gene tim21, whose product is annotated as protein tim21. Gene Ontology annotation, biological process: protein import into mitochondrial matrix. The record is from RefSeq and is a predicted model, not a curated record. The transcript has 4 exons. NCBI's taxonomy places the organism in Eukaryota, Fungi, Ascomycota, Eurotiomycetes, Eurotiales, Aspergillaceae. Gene Ontology annotation, cellular component: TIM23 mitochondrial import inner membrane translocase complex. Bases 1 to 693 code for a protein of 230 amino acids.
AUGAAUCCUCAGUACGUGCGUGUUCUACCUCGAGCCUCUUCAGGUGCUGUGGCGGCAGCUCUGCGCCCUUCUCCUCGAACCGCAUUCAGCCGACUAUACGCCACACAGAACAACCCGGGCAGCACAACCAAAAAGCGCAGGAACAUUACAGUCUUGUCUGACGAUGGACGAUAUGAGUGGGGUGAUUUGAGUGGACGAGAGAAGGUUUCGCGCGCUACACAGCAAUCUUUCAACUUCGUGGUUGUGAUGGCAGGUGUGGUCUUGACGGGCGGAGUUUUCUAUCUUUUAUGGACCGAUGUUAUCUCUCCAAAUAGUCGAACAUGGCAAUUCGAGAAAGCUGUCGACCGUAUCAAGGAUGAUGCGCGGUGCAUAACAAUCCUCGGUGACCGCCGAGAAAUCAAAGCCUACGGGGAGAACACUUCAAGCAAAUGGGCACGGCAUCGGCCUAUUGCAACGAGCGUUGAGAAGGAUCGUUUGGGCCGCGAGCAUCUUCGUAUGCACUUUCACGUCGAGGGUCCUCUUAACUCGGGAACUGUUCGUGUGCAUAUGAUGAAACCCUUGGACAAAAACGAAUGGGAAUACCAACUUCUUGCUUUGGAUGUCAAGGGACACUCUCGUGUCGUCCUGGAGAAGGCCGUAGAGAAGCCCAGCGUGGCUAGCUCGUUGAAACUAUUCGGUCUCCAGUGGCGCUAA